AAUUAACGGCUCGUAUAGAGGAGGUGAGACACAGACACCUGUAUCCGAUAACUAGAAUCGCAUGCUGAAACCCCGAACAGCUUACGCGCCAAAACAAAGAGAUGAUGCAAGAGUUGGAAAUGGCCAAAUCCAAUGCUUUGACAAAAUCUGGAGAGAUCUCCAUUAUACGUGCGAACCAGGCAAAGCUCGCUGAACGCUAUGAUCAGCAGCUGUCGUCGUUGCGCAAAUCGCUGGCAGACGAGGCUGCAAAACACAAAGCUGAACUAGAAGCCGCCCGAGCACAGAGUAAGACACUCGCUACCGAAAAUGCGUUUCUCAAACAGGAUCUGGCGGAAGAGGCCCUUAGGGCCAAUAAUUUCAAAGCAAAGAGCAGAAUAGACGAAAAAACACAGCCGGUGACACCAAGGAAAACCAGGAUAUUGCCAUUCCGAGAUGGCUUCGACGACGAUGAGAUCGCUGUCCUCUCGCCAACCAAGUCAUCCGGUGGCAGAACAAAAUUGGGAAGCCCAGCAGUACCCGGAAAAAGGAAAAGAAAGGCAAGUCAGGACGGUCCUAUACCAAUAGGCCCUCUGGAGCUAAGCCCGUCACGACAUUUCCCUCCUCCGGAACCAGAACGAGAAAUGGAACCAGACACAGAUGAUCAAAACAGGGACCAGCCAGUUCCCCAUAAGGAUGACCAGAAUUUACGGUACAUGAAGUUAAUACUGAAUCAUCGCACUCCGCCCAACACGGAGCGAGACCUAGAGGUCAUGGCUAGGAUUGCCUUCCCCUCCAAACCAGACCGCACGUUUUCCACCAUUGUGAUCGAAGCCACGGCCUCUUUCCACUCUGGAAAUUAUGCUGUACAAUUCGCUCGGUGCAUUAUCUCGUUGUGGUCGCAGGCUCUGAAGGAGAAAUUCUACGAGCCUAUCUACAUGCUCAUGGGGAUUACAAAGUUUAUACUCCUCUUAGACACUCCUUAUGUGGCGCCCGACUUCAUCGAAGAGCUUCUUCCAGUAAUCCAGGAGUCUGUUGCGAUCAAUGGGGUUCCCAGGUUCCACCAUUCACCCGCAUCAAGAAAGAACUGGGGCCAGGUGAGGCAGACACCUCAGUCACAGCUCAACGAGGACGUCGACUCCACGGAAGCUCUGAGCAUUCUCUAUCUCACAGCCACUGGAUGUCUCAGUGACGAGAAGGCAAAAGAGGCUUUUUGGAGAUGCAUUCGUUACGACUUCAUUUUGAUGAUGCUCCAUACGUCGCAACCGAUCAGCGACAUUGCUCUUACCUUGAACCUCCUCACAUGUAGCCUCCGCCGUGAUUCAUUCGGUCCACUUCUGGAAACAGAACAGGACCAGCUCUCCAACGAGAAUUACAUCGUCGACCGUGUCGCGAAUCUCUUCUACGAGAAACCCCAAGUCGAUGAAGGUCGGACGCCCUACACUGGGCAUCAGAUCUGCCGUAUGCGCCUCGAGGCCCUAUCAUUCCUCAAUGCAGUUGCCUUCUCUGCGCCAGGCACAGCCCAUAACCACGGCUGUUCCGUUAUUGCUACGCAUCCGACGGCUCUGGCCCGACUCAUCCGCUCCAUGCACGACGAAGUUGAUGCCCUCUACGAUUAUAGACCGGAGCAUGACCUGCACAACUCCCUAGUAAACGGCUUAAUGGGUCUCAUCUACGGUGUGACCCGCAAGCACAAAGAGAUCGACCUCCAGUCAAAGCUCCAUCUCGUAGCGGGUGGGAAGCAAAAAUAUCUUAUCGUUCUCACCAGGCUAGCUUUCAGCGAGAACCCGUUCCUCGAAGCUGGAAUCACAGACGAGACAGUAGAAAUGGCCCACGAGAUGCUAGAGGAGGCAGUAAACCCGCAGGAAGCAGAAGCUUUGGUCGAAGCUUUUCCAAGCGCAUCCCGAAGAGAGGAUUCAUGAUCCGCGAUUUUCAGGACACGGGAGAUUUCCCCUUCCACUCAGAUUUUCUUUCUCUAUCUUCACGAUUACUAUUCUAAUAUAUUUCAACGAUGUUACGCUGUCUAUGAAUGGACACGCACAUGACUGGCGCUCUGGAUUUGUGGCAUAUGGAAUCGAACUUCAUGCGGCGCCGUAACAAGGUUUUUAGGAGGCUAUUUUGCCAGUUAUGGGGCACAUUACGCGUGCUAAAUAUGCAUUUAUCUUUUGAGGAAUAAAACAACAAGUGAAUUAUCAAUUUUU
Messenger RNA from Paecilomyces variotii, 2177 nucleotides. RefSeq lists its product as hypothetical. The transcript has a single exon. Lineage: Eukaryota; Fungi; Ascomycota; Eurotiomycetes; Eurotiales; Thermoascaceae. The record is from RefSeq and is a predicted model, not a curated record. Bases 102 to 1898 code for a protein of 598 amino acids.